Hydractinia symbiolongicarpus is the source of this 2578-nucleotide messenger RNA. Its product is annotated as probable tRNA (uracil-O(2)-)-methyltransferase. Lineage: Eukaryota; Metazoa; Cnidaria; Hydrozoa; Anthoathecata; Hydractiniidae. Bases 517 to 2487 code for a protein of 656 amino acids. The transcript has 12 exons. Gene Ontology annotation, molecular function: tRNA (uridine) methyltransferase activity; metal ion binding. Gene Ontology annotation, biological process: tRNA methylation. The record is from RefSeq and is a predicted model, not a curated record.
GUUCUUGUGUUUUUUUUAUCUGGGUAUAAGCCUGAUUUUCUUUGUGGUUUAUAAAUUUGCUAUUAAUAAUUGCCCAAUAAAACACAUUUAAAGCUUUUAAACUUUAGGAUAAUUAUUCAUAGUCAUUUUGUAGUUUUCAACACAAUCAGGGAUGUGGAAAUAAUUUUCUGAGGAAACUGAACAUACUUGACAAUAAACAAAACCAUCAAAUAUAAUAGAUGACUUUAAGUAUGCUUUUCUUAAGAAAAAAUCUUUUAAAUUAUCAAUCUAAUUCAGCUCUACAUUGAGCUAGCAAAAACUGCAUAUGAGAUAUAUUUUCAAAAUAUUGAGUGACAAGUCCAAAUAAAUCUAGCACAACACUUAUGUAUUGAGUUACAUGGUAAGGUGUGAAUAUUUGUGGUUGCCCACCUUAGGUUGGAAACCCGGAUUAGCAAAUAAUGCUAAACUAUGCUAAUGCUAUUACAAAACAUGGUCUAAACGUAGUAAUAUGUUUUUCUUACUACAGGUUAGCUAAUAAUGGAUUUUCCACUGCUUGGAUCAAUAAAUGUUUCCUGCAAAAUUAGUGAUCUGAUUGAUGCUGUCGACGUUUGGUGUGUUAAGCCACAUGUUGUUAACAGAAGACUUGCUGGUUGUGUUGAGUUAUGGAAAGAAGAAGUUACUAUAAACAAUAUUCAAGAAGACUUGGUAGCAGAUAUAACCAGACAUAUUUCUGAAUCAAUUGAACUUGUCAAACCAGCAAACAUAGACAACACACAAAGUGGAAUAGAUUUGACCGAAACUUUGAGUGAGAAUAAUGCAUCUGGAUUACUAAAUCUCUCCACAUUACAAAGUGACAUCUUUAUAUACUUGAAUUCUUGCAUACGUUUCCUGUCAACUGGGAGUAUUGUUAAACUGAAAAUCUUGUUUAGAAGGUUAUUGCCGCGUCACAUUGGCCGGCAUUUUGCUACGUAUGAAGUUAUAGUUUUAACCUGCACAGAUUCUGCAGUUGCAUCUGUUUCUUUUAUGCCUAUUUGCACCACUAGAAGUUUGGAGUUGUUGUGCCACAAAACAUAUUGUAUACAAUUUAACGCUAGAAAUUUAAGGUUAGAUUAUUACACACACAAAGAUUUUAAUAAUGACCCAUCACAAAGUGCAUUGGUUGUAUCGGCAUCUUGGCUCAAAGAAACUUUCAUUACAAAGUUAAAAGCAUGGGCAGAAUCCUCUUUCUCCUCUGAUACGCCUUUAAGAAAGGGACAGUCUCUGGCAUUGGUAAAUAUCGAAGAAUACACGCAUUUGUACGCAGAACUUAAGCAAAAAUAUGGACCAUAUUUUAUUCAAAUCUGGCCCGAAAGUACUGAUCCUUUGAAAUUUGUGUAUGAAGAUAUAGCUCUGGCUACCUAUUUAUUGAUUCUUUGGAAACAGGAGCGAAUGGAGAAAAACAUAUCAACUAUGCAAUCAUUUGUUGAUUUAGGAUGUGGUAAUGGUUUGUUGGUGCACUUGCUGUCAAAGGAGGGUCAUCCUGGUCGUGGGAUUGACAUAUCAAAAAGAAAAAUAUGGAGUUUGUAUGGUGAUGCAACAACUUUGCAGGAAGAAGCUAUUCAACCUAACGCCUUAACAGUGAAGGAAGACUGGAUAAUUGGCAAUCAUUCUGAUGAGCUUACACCAUGGAUUCCAGUUAUCGCAUCAAGGUCAUCUUAUAGUACAAGAUAUUUUGUGCUGCCAUGCUGUUUCUUUGAUUUUCAUACAAAGUUCCAUCGUGUUGACCAGAGGAAACCUCAGUAUGAGUCUUACUUGGACUACAUCCUUCAUAUUGGAUUAGAUUUAGGAUUUACUGUCAAAGCAGAUACACUUAGGAUACCAUCAACGAAAAGGGUGUGUCAAAUAGGGUAUGGACGAACAUAUGUACAGAAAGAUUAUGACAAUAUUGAAACAGUUAUUUCGAAAGUUCUCUCUUCACAUUCACAUGACAUAAACGCUUGCGAUGGAAAUGAUAAAGAAUUGUUUAAACCAAGAGUUGUGCUUAAUGAUCCCAAAAAUUGCACUCAUGUUGAUUUUGAGGUUAAAGCAAUAAUAAUAAAUACAGUCUUUGAGAACUUGCUGCAAAAAGAAAGUGAAAUCAAAGAAAAAUAUAACAGUACAAAGAUUUCUUCAAAAGGUGUUUCUUGGAAGGACUGGAAAAUUGGAGGUUGUAUACAUCUUAACGAAUUAGCAAAUUUGUUUGAUAGUUCUACUUUGAAAGAACUAAAGUCACAAUGUGGUGGUUUACAAACGUUGCUGAAAAAUAACAGACAUGUUUUUAAAGUUGUUGGUGGUGCGGUAUGUUUACGUGAUUACCGGAACCCAACAGACAUGAAACCUUCAAAGAAGUCCUUACAAAAAUCGCAAAAUAACAAAAAGGAUAAAUACAAAACGAAAUGCUGUUGGUUCUACACUCAUCAUCCACAGGGCUGUGUGUUGUCAACAAUUGAGUGUAAAUAUGCUCACGGUGAAGCUGAUUGUGUAAGAUGAAAAUGACUUUCCUUUUAAAUAUGAUAUACUAUUUUUAUUUAUAUGGAUGAAAUUUAGGCCUCUGAUCUAACGGAAGACACAAUACAAUAUU